AUGCCCAUCCAAUUCCGCACACAUUCUGCCAUCGUGGGCAAAUUCGACCACAUCCGGCAGAACAAUCAAUGUCUUCUACUUCCAGCCCCAAAGAUAGCUCCACGUCAGGAAAUCAUUCGACUUUCUCCGGCAUUCGAGGAGCUAAAAGCAGGGUCCCCUCGUGAUUCGGGAGUCAAUGAACCGAACAGGUCUGGCGUGAAAGGAGGUGUGCAGAGACGUAAUCCCUCGGAGAACAUCCCACAUGCGGCGAAACUUUCGAGUGAAUAUCGUGAGAAAGGCGCCAGCAAAACUGUUGAGCACGUGGGUAAUAGGAACACUCAUCGGCGGACCAAGGAACAGCAAAACGGUGGCUUGUGGUGGCUAUCCGCCCGCGCGGCAGUCGUCGGAGUGGUUGCCUUUCCCGGCGAAUUCUGUCAGCCGGGCGUCCGCGGAGUUUUGCUCUCUCUUAUUAUCCACCGGGACGGUAGUUUCCCACACCCUCCUCAACCGCGAAAUCGACGCACUUUCCUUUCAAUCCAGACUGUGGGCGCGGAGAGAGAAAUAACCAGCAUCGAAGGAUUCGGCAGGCUGAGCGGCGCGGGAGGGACGCCCUUCCGCACAUCGCCUGCCUUCUUCAUGGUUCGGCCUCUUGGAUGGAUCGCCCUACGAAACGGCUUCCUUUUCCAAGUGAUAUCAGAAAGGGUGGGGGAGGAGGAUCUACACUCCGAUGCCGACAAGCUCCGAGCGAGUGUGAUGAAAAACGCCCCAGAGACGAUCAUGAAGCUAGCUAUCGGUUUACACAAAUCCUUCAAACGGAAGGACGAUCAUCCCGUUUCCCGCGCCGCCCCUAAGAUAAGAUUCUCCCGAAUAGGAAAGAGCAAUGACAAGAAGCAUGGCAAACAAGUAAACACGCGCAACGCUUUCCUUUCUGCCAAGAUGAAAAAGGAGAAUGUAAGAUAUUUCCUGAACCGGCCAUCAGAACCGCGUGGCACAAGGCCGACGGGAGGAAUGAGGGCGUCGGCGACUAGAGAAUGGAAAGGAAGAAGAUCGUCCCUCCUCCCAUCGGCAUCGGCACCUUGCCGUACCUCCCUCCUCCCCGCUUACCCCGCCGAGCGCUCUCCCUCCCUCCCUCCCGGCGGCGGGACGAUCCUCCCCCGGACGGGACGAACGGGAUCCGAUCACACACGCGCGCACUUCCCUAAACCGAUGGACGAGAUAAACAUUAUAUCUAAUAUCCACCUAUCCUGCAUACGUUGCCUCCCUUUCCAUGAUUCCGAAGCCAUCGUCAAAAGCAGAGAAGCAACGAGAGAGAAGCUUCUCACUAAGAGAAAAAACAACGACGACGAUGGCGGCGGCGGCGACGGCACACUGGCUGGCCGUACACAUAUUCACAAGGCCAGAGACGGGAGGCUAGCUCACCCAGAAACAGAACCCAAUCACUACCUAAUUCAGCAAUGUCUCAAAUGUCGUGACUGUCCCCCCAUCGCCGCGCUGCCCCGGGGCUACAUCUUUCCGUGUAUCCGGGAGUCGGCGUGUAUGGGUAACCUAGAGUGCCCAAGAAAGGUGUACCGCAGGCAGCCUCCCUUGGAAGAGAAAGCUACCACAACGAUCAAGGCUCGAAACGACGCAAGAACCGCGGUAAAACGGGUGAAAAGAAUCCGUGUCCGUGUUUACCUGACUACACCUCUCCUCAUCUGCCGCCAUCACGUAAAGUCAACAACUCCAUACCAUUUCCGGCGAUUAUCGGUUCAGACGGUUGAUCCCUUUGCACAGUCAGCUGCGUUACCAGUCGGCAGUAGAAGAAGUCUCGAAGGGGGACAAACCAUGUGUCUCUUCCUCUACGUAAGCUCUGGUGACGACGCCGAAGAGGAGUACCUAAACGAAAGAAGGAGACUGCAGUCAGUACGCGAACCUGGCCAAACACUACCCACCGACGACCAGAACGAAACGGAACCAACGUUCCCAGCUUUAUCUCGAUUCCCGGGCUUGCGGUUCAGCUGCUGCUUGCUGCUUAAACUCAUACCCAAUCCCCGGAUUUCGUACCCGGAAAUCUUAUUCAAAGUGGCUUUGGAGGGAGGCAAAAACCCGGGAAGCUGGAAAGUGUUCCAGCACAGCCCCGAUGGAGGGGACAAGAUGAGAGACACUCUGCUACUCGUCCCCCCGAUGAGCUUGUGGUUCCACGAAAAAGAUCACCACGACGAAGUGAGAGGCUUCCCGACGGGCGUCUGCUCUGGUUUCUGUGCCUGGUGUUCUGCUUGCCCGGGCAGCCAAGACUUGCGUUCAAAAGGGCAAUAG
Colletotrichum lupini is the source of this 2274-nucleotide messenger RNA. RefSeq lists its product as uncharacterized. The record is from RefSeq and is a predicted model, not a curated record. The transcript is spliced from 21 exons. NCBI's taxonomy places the organism in Eukaryota, Fungi, Ascomycota, Sordariomycetes, Glomerellales, Glomerellaceae. The coding region runs from base 1 to 2274 and encodes 757 amino acids.